Molecule: messenger RNA, 1758 nt
Organism: Trichophyton rubrum CBS 118892
Lineage: Eukaryota; Fungi; Ascomycota; Eurotiomycetes; Onygenales; Arthrodermataceae
Exons: 3
Coding region: 1-1758 (585 amino acids)
Molecular function (GO): 5'-flap endonuclease activity; crossover junction DNA endonuclease activity
Source: RefSeq, a predicted model, not a curated record
AUGGGGAUUCCUGGUCUGAAAGAUGAACUCGGUCCUGGGGAGCGUAUCUCCUUGGCCAGAUACUCAGUCGGCCAUCUGCAACGCACGAGAAAGCCAUUACGCUUAGCUGUUGAUAUUUCCAUAUGGCUUUUUCAAGUCCAGGCAGCACAAGGAGGGGCAAAUCCCGCCCUUAGGACCCUCUUCUUCCGACUAACGAGGCUGAUUUCUCUGCCAAUCCAACCAAUCUUUGUUUUCGAUGGGCCACAUAGACCGGAUUACAAAAGAGGCCGGCUGGUCAACAAGAAUGCCGCCGCCGCACAAAUAGAGCUUUCAAGGAAGCUAAUUGAACUAUUUUCGUAUCCGUGCCAUAUGGCCCCGGGGGAAGCCGAGGCAGAAUGUGCAAAACUGCAGCAGGCAGGUGUUGUUGAUGCCGUUAUGAGUAACGAUGUUGAUGCCCUCAUGUUCGGCUCCAAGGUUACCCUUCUCAAUUAUUCUAAGGGCUCGGCCAAGCAGUCAGGAGCUGCAACCCAUGUUGAUUUGUACAAUACCGAGGCGGAAGAUGGAGAUAGCAAGGUCACACUGGAUACCAGGGGCAUGAUUUUAGUUGCAUUACUGAGUGGUGGAGAUUAUUCGCCUGCUGGUGUAGCUCUCUGCGGUCCAAAACUAGCAGUUGAGAUCGCUAGAGCUGGUUUCGGCGAAGAUCUUCUUGAAAUAACUCAGGACUUACUAUCUGGGCGAUCAACCAAGAAAGCCGAAGAGGCAUUGUGUGAAUGGCGGGAACGCCUUCAAUAUGAACUCCAGAGUAAUGAGAGCGGGUAUUUUAAAACUAAACAUAAAGCCGUUAAGAUACCUGCCGACUUUCCGAAUUUGGCAGCUUUACGAAGUUGUGUUGAUCCGGUCACCUCGUCCCUCAAGGAGAUGGAUGCACUUCGCCGAUCUGACAUAUGGGGCAGAAGAGUCGAUGUUGACCGGCUUCGCACAUUUGUUGGCAGAUACUUGGGGUGGAAAAAUGCAAUAGGGGCCAAGAACUUGAUAAGAAAACUUGCGCCCUCUUUGCUAAGCUAUAAUUUAUUUUAUAGCUCUCUUGGAACACCGAAGGACAAGCCGCCACUUAAAAUAUUGGGUUACAAGUCGGCCGAUUCCUUUGAUGCAUUACCAGUGUUGAAACUAGAAUAUGUGCCCCUCCAAAUUGUCAAUGUUGACCUGGACCAGGAAACUACCACUACUAGUCCACAAGAAGAGGAGGUUAUGAACAGUGACUCUUCCGAUAAUGAUGAUACACCAAAGGAAAGUCACGCUAUGGUCAGGAAAAGUACUCUGGCUGAGUAUGACCCGUCUGCUUCCCAGAAAGCAUGGUUGUUUGAAGCCAUAGUACGUCGGGGUAUCCCAGAUACCGUGGAUGAUUGGUAUGUGGAGUGCAAGAAGAAGGAGGCUGCUAAAAAACGGCUGGUGAAGAAGUCUGAGACACGGAAGAAAAAACCCAAAGUGGUUGACCCGGGAAUGAAAGCUGGUUCUAUUCUCCGGUAUGGAACUAUAACCAAAGGACCUGUUAUACAAAGGAAUGCCACGUCUUCAUUGGCCAAGGAGUCACCUCCUUCUAGCAACCACAGCCUUUCAUAUAGCGACAUAGCGGGGACACAAACGCCUCCGAUUUCGUCUGGAAAAAGUACAGACCCCCCUGCUUCCUCUGAAUUUAUCGAUCUAACAUUCAGUGACCCGUUGGAUGACCCGGUGGGUUUAGAUCAUACGCAAGACAAAAAAGAUACGUUCACGAGAUAG